Messenger RNA from Seriola aureovittata, 1928 nucleotides. Its product is annotated as serine protease HTRA2, mitochondrial-like. The record is from RefSeq and is a predicted model, not a curated record. Gene Ontology annotation, molecular function: serine-type endopeptidase activity; protein binding. Lineage: Eukaryota; Metazoa; Chordata; Actinopteri; Carangiformes; Carangidae. Gene Ontology annotation, biological process: positive regulation of apoptotic process; proteolysis; programmed cell death. Gene Ontology annotation, cellular component: mitochondrion. Bases 247 to 1581 code for a protein of 444 amino acids. The transcript is spliced from 8 exons.
GCACUACGCAGGCCCGGAACUGGAUUGUUGCUAAAUUAACUGUGUGACUGACUUUCUGACAGUGGCGGAGAACCGAAGGGCUCAAAGGAAGUAUUUGUGUUUAUUUUUAUUAGUGUUUUUUCCAGGAACAGGGACGAUUAUUACGAUUAGUACAAACCGGAACAUUCGCGCUGUAAAUAUAUUUGGAUUUAAGUGGUGUUUGGUUGUCUGAAAACUCCUGAGACGGUGUGACUGAGGUGAUGCAACAUGGCAGCAGCUGCUGUCAAUCGGUGUUUUCUGUCAGCACUAAGGACACACAGUCGGUGUCAAAGCCGCGGACUUAACUCUCUGGCGGAGAGGACAGUCAGCCGGGUGUCCUCUGUUGUUAUGUGUAAGCACGGGGCAGCGGAGGGGGACACAAGCCUGGACAGGAGAGCUCCUGCUUGGGACAGGAGAAGUGGUCGUAACAACAACAGCAGGUCUCCUCUGCUCAGGACAGUAUCGGUGGGUCUGGGUCUGUGUGGCGCGGCGCUACUGGAUAGUCAAAGAGACAAAAAAGAAAACGACAGACGAGUCUCUGUGGUCGGACGGUUUCUUGAAUACAUCCUGCCAUUAGCUCAGUGUGCUUCCCCUUUUAAACCUGACAGCCCCCGAUAUAAAUACAACUUUAUUGCAGAUGUGGUGGAGAAGUCCACCCCAGCUGUCGUAUACAUUGAAAUCGUGGGCAGACACCCAUUUUCAGGAAGAGAAGUCCCAGUGUCCAAUGGCUCUGGUUUCAUUAUCAGCAGUGAUGGUCUCAUUGUCACCAAUGCCCAUGUUGUGGCCAACAAGAGAGGUGUCCGUGUGAAGCUCACCAAUGGAGACAUGUACCAUGCCACUGUGCAGGAUGUUGAUCAAGUGGCAGACAUUGCCACCAUCAAGAUCACUGCAAACAAUCCUUUACCCACGCUGACCCUAGGUCGGUCGUCUGACGUCCGACAAGGGGAGUUUGUGGUCGCCAUGGGAAGCCCCUUUGCUUUGCGCAAUACGAUUACGUCAGGGAUCGUCAGCUCAGUACAGAGAGGCAGUAAGGAGCUGGGCCUGUCCAACUCCAACAUGGAGUACAUACAGACAGAUGCAACCAUUGAUUUUGGAAAUUCUGGAGGUCCCCUAAUUAACUUGGAUGGUGAAGUCAUUGGUAUAAACACCAUGAAGGUCACUGCAGGGAUCUCCUUUGCUAUUCCAUCUGAUCACCUGAGAGCCUUUCUUGAUCGAUCAGCAAAAAAAAAGAGUUCCUGGUUUCGUGAGUCAGAGACAAAGCGGCGAUACAUCGGCGUAAUGAUGCUGACACUGACACCGAGCAUCAUUGCGGAGUUGAAGUUAAGAGACCCAUCCUUCCCAGAUGUGACACAUGGCAUCCUGAUUCACAGAGUCAUCAUGGGCUCCCCGGCCAACAGAGCUGGCAUGCUGCCGGGAGACGUCGUGGUGGAGAUAAAUGGGGUGAAGGUGAACACUUCAGAGGAGAUCUACCAGGCUGUCCGCAGCAGCGACAAAAUCACCAUGGUGGUGCAGAGAGGGAACGAGUUGCUACAACUGCAAAUGACUCCCGAGUACACAGAGUGACACUGAUUUCAUUUUGUAACCACUUGUUGACCUGAUUGGCAGCCUGCCACGAUUAGUUUAUGUAAGAGAAGAAAACUGUGAAUGUCAAUAGUGAUAAUACAUUUUUGUUGUUACUGCAGAGGAAAUCAUGGCAGUGAGAAAGCAGUGUUCGAGUAAAACAAUAGGUGUUUGUAGCCAUUUAUCAGCUCACGUGUUGCCUGUCUUCUCUACAUGUCUUAUGGUUCUUAGCUACACAAUGAUUCAUGUCAUUUCUACAAUGCAAACAGUUUGAAGCAUUAUGAACCUGCCAGCAACUUAACACUUCAGUAUUUAUUCCCAGGUAUUUUUGAGUACAAUAAACAAUGUGU